GCAGCACGGAGCUCUUGGCCGACAUGCUGUGCACCGCCGCCGCCCGGGGCCGGGUCGAGUUGGUGCAGGCGCUGCUCGAGGCCGGGACCUCACCCAACGCGCUGAACCGUCUCGGUCGGAGCCCGAUUCAGGUCAUGAUGAUGGGCAGCGUCCGCGUGGCCGAGUUGCUGCUGCUCCACGGCGCCGACCCCAACCGCGCCGACCCCGUCACCCUCACCCGACCCGUGCACGACGCGGCCGGGGAGGGCUUCCUGGACACGCUGGUGGCGCUGCACCGGGCCGGGGCGCGGCUGGACGUGCGCGACGCCUGGGGCCGCCUUCCCGUGGACCUGGCUGAGGAGCGGGGCCACCGCGAGGUGGCCCGGUACCUGCGCGCGGCCACAGGAGGCACAGAGGGCGGUGGCCACGCUGGUACCGACCCCGCGGAAGGCCCCGCAGACGUUAAGUGAUUUUAAACAAUCAUUGAUAUCCGGAGACACUUCGACACAUUUGGAUCUUCAAUCGUCGAAGUUUGAAGAUAAGAACUAUCCCGCCCCACCCAGUUGUUCCUUGCUAGCUUAGUUCCAAUUUAUCAAAUAGAGCUUUUUAAAAUACUUUUUUAAAAAAUGCUUUUUAAAAAAAUGCUUUUUUUGUAUGCUGCUUCUUCGCAUGGAUUCUUCC
Equus quagga is the source of this 660-nucleotide messenger RNA. RefSeq names its product cyclin-dependent kinase inhibitor 2A-like. Gene Ontology annotation, molecular function: protein kinase binding; cyclin-dependent protein serine/threonine kinase inhibitor activity. Gene Ontology annotation, cellular component: nucleus. Gene Ontology annotation, biological process: regulation of cyclin-dependent protein serine/threonine kinase activity; negative regulation of cell population proliferation. The transcript is spliced from 3 exons. The coding region runs from base 24 to 449 and encodes 141 amino acids. Lineage: Eukaryota; Metazoa; Chordata; Mammalia; Perissodactyla; Equidae. The record is from RefSeq and is a predicted model, not a curated record.